UUUUGUUUUCUCUACCAAGAAUUCUAGUCCAUUAAUGGAGUCUCAAGUAGAGUCAUCUCUUUCUUUUUCUUCUUCUUCUUCUUCUUCUUCUUCUUCUUUUUCUUCUUCUUCUUCUUCAUGGAGUGGUAGAGUUCCUCCUCUUUCAGUCUCUCAAGGAACAGAAUUUGACCAGCACCAUGUGAUGGAGGAUGAGGAGACAUCAGUGGCACUUGGUGAACGCCUGAGAUUCAUUGACAUUGAAUGGAAGGAAGUGGAAAAACGUUUUGAUAGGCUGGCUUUCACCGGAAAAGCCCCUGAACCGGUCGUGAAGUGGUCGGAUUUUGGUUUUUGUAUAGGUAUGCAACAAUCACCAGAAUUUGCUAAAGAGGUUUUAAUGGCAAUAAGAGGAAGAGGAAAAAAAAGUAAAAUUGAUAUGACAAAAAGAGAACUCCAUGGUUACUGGCAUAGAUUGACUGACCCUUGCUUCAAUUCAAGAGUGAAAAUUUUCUUUGACAUGUGUGACAAAAAUAUGGAUGGAAGAAUUAAUAAGAUGGACAUCAAGCAGAAUAUUUUGCUGAUUGCUUCAACAAAUAAAUUGUCUCUAACACAAGACCAAGCAGAGGAAAAUGCUACUUUAAUCAUGGAAGCUCUUGACACUCAAGGCCGGGGCUUUAUCGAGCUAUCUCAACUAGCAGCUCUCUUCAAAAUAAGCUUACCAAUGAGGGGCUCACUAUUACCCAACAGAAAUCACAAAAGUAACAGUGACCUGGAAGAUCACCAAGAUGAUCAACCAAUCAUGUCAAAGCCAGAAGUGUUGUUUCGAGCUCAUUGGAGGAGAGGAUGGAUAGUUGUGAUUUGGUUGGUGAUUUGCCUGUCACUUUUCACAUGGAAGUUUAUUCAAUACAAGCAUAGAACAGCUUUUGAAGUAAUGGGUUAUUGCCUUUGCACUGCUAAAGGAGCAGCUGAGACCUUAAAAUUUAACAUGGCUGUCAUUCUUCUUCCUGUUUGUAGAAAUACCAUUACAUGGCUUCGCAGGAAAGCAACAAUCAAUUCUUUUGUACCCUUCAACGAUAAUAUCAACUUCCACAAGUUAAUUGCAGGAGGAAUAGUGGUUGGUGUUCUACUCCAUGGAGGAACUCAUCUAGCUUGUGAUUUUCCGAGAAUUAGUGGAUCUAAUCGAUCAAUUUUCCGGCAAACUAUUGCCGCCCGAUUUGGGUUCCAUCAACCUUCGUAUGUACAAAUAUUAACCACGACAGAAGUAGCAACGGGAAUUGCAAUGGUAAUACUAAUGGCAAUUGCAUUUUUGCUAGCAACAAAAUGGCCCCGUCGCCAAUCGCCUUUGCUGCCUAAAUCUGUUAGAAAUGUGACUGGUUAUAACGCUUUCUGGUACUCACAUCACUUGCUCAUUCUUGUCUACGUCCUGCUCAUUGUUCAUUCAAUGUUCCUCUUUCUAACAGACAACGUAACUGAAAAAACGACAUGGAUGUACGUUGCAUUUCCAAUCAUGUUAUACACCGGAGAGCGUUUUGUUCGAGCCAUAAGAUCAGGGUUUUACGAUGCAAAGAUUUUGAAGGCAAGUAUUUAUCCAGGGAAAGUUUUGUGUCUCAAGUUGCACAAACCAGAAGGUUUCAAGUACAAGAGUGGGAUGUAUAUUUUCUUACAAUGCCCUCAAAUUUCUUCAUUUCAAUGGCACCCAUUUUCAUUAACUUCAGGGCCAAAGGAUGAUCACCUAAGUGUCCAUAUUAGAACUCUUGGAGAUUGGAGUUAUCAAAUAUACAGUCUCUUCCAAGAGGAAAUAUUAUCUGGUGGAGUAAAGACGAAGUACCCAAAAAUUUACAUUGACGGACCUUAUGGUUCUGCUUCACAAGAUUAUGUCAAGUAUGAUACAGUGAUGUUAAUUGGGCUUGGAAUAGGAGCCACACCUUUCAUUAGCAUCCUCAAAGAUCUAGCUAAUUUUGAUCAGGCCAAUUGUGCAGAAAGCAACAUUUCAAGAGGUCCAUUAAAAGCUUAUUUUUAUUGGGUAACAAGAGAACAGAGCUCCUUUGCUUGGUUUAGAGAUAGCCUCAGGGAAAUAUCAAAAACAAAUGAAAAACUGGCUAUUAUUGAAAUGCACAACUUCUUAACUAGUGUAUAUGGAGAAGGAGAUGCAAGAUCUGCUUUAUUAAGUCUCAUUCAAGCAUUGAACCAAACCAAAAAUGGCGUUGAUGUUGUAUCUAGAACUGAGGUACCAACACAAUUUGGUCGUCCAAAUUGGUUCAACAUCUUCUCCAAAUUGGCAUCUAGACACAGAGGAGAACGUAUUGGGGUGUUCUACUGUGGCGCAUCAGCACUAGCAAGGGAAUUGGAGAGGUUGUGCACCAAUUUCUCAACCAAAACAACUACUAGAUUUGUAUUUCACAAGGAGAACUAUUAGACCUCAUACAUAGAGCGAUUUAAGAACAUGAAAUUAUUUCAUUAUUUUUCGAGUAAAUGGAAAAAAAUUCAUUUAUUUUUAUUUA
Messenger RNA from Jatropha curcas, 2477 nucleotides. Its product is annotated as respiratory burst oxidase homolog protein A. Lineage: Eukaryota; Viridiplantae; Streptophyta; Magnoliopsida; Malpighiales; Euphorbiaceae. The record is from RefSeq and is a predicted model, not a curated record. Gene Ontology annotation, cellular component: plasma membrane. Gene Ontology annotation, molecular function: NAD(P)H oxidase H2O2-forming activity; peroxidase activity.